Messenger RNA from Nannizzia gypsea CBS 118893, 501 nucleotides. RefSeq names its product ubiquitin-conjugating enzyme E2. Lineage: Eukaryota; Fungi; Ascomycota; Eurotiomycetes; Onygenales; Arthrodermataceae. The coding region runs from base 1 to 501 and encodes 166 amino acids. The transcript has 2 exons. Gene Ontology annotation, cellular component: cytosol; endoplasmic reticulum. The record is from RefSeq and is a predicted model, not a curated record.
AUGGCAGCAUCCGUCGCCCAAAAGCGAUUAUUCCACGAAUAUAAGCUCCUCUCUACCUCUCCUCCCGAUGGAAUCGCAGCCGGCCCCAUAACUGAAGAUGAUAUGUUUCUCUGGGAGGCAUUAAUACAGGGUCCUGAGGGAACUCCGUUCGAAGGAGGGGUAUUCGCAGCUGAGCUGAAGUUCCCUAAAGACUACCCUCUCAGCCCGCCAUCGAUGCGAUUUCUAGGGAACAUGUGGCAUCCAAAUAUAUUUGAAAACGGCAACGUUUGCAUUUCUAUCUUACACCCUCCAGGCGACGACCCAAACCACUACGAGCAUGCAUCUGAGCGCUGGAGUCCGAUUCAGAGCGUUGAAAAGAUUCUUAUCAGCGUUAUGAGUAUGCUGGCUGAGCCCAACGACGAGAGUCCUGCGAACGUAGAGGCCGCUAAAAUGUGGCGAGAAAGAAGAUCGGAUUAUGAAGCGAGGGUGAGGGAAGAGGUCAGGAAAGGACUAGGAUUAUGA